CUGGGGAAUGAGAACAAUGAAAUGCCCCGGAAAUGACAAGAAGGCACAACAUGUUCGUACUCUCACAGUGAAACCAGGUGGUGCAGUUUACAGGCAAGCUGUAGGUACGUUCAUCUUCAACAACUUCUCAAUACUUCACGGAAUCCCUAAAACUGGGCACUAGGGUUGUCUGAAACUCUACCAACUUUGUAAUUAAGGAUAAACUAGAAAAUUGAAGAAAAUUGCAAACUACUGUCGACUAAAAGCAGUAAAAGGAAGCAAAAUGAGGGUCUGGAUUCAUCCUACCGUAUUUUACAUUUUAUUUACUCAAUGUUUUGUUGUCUUAGCUGUGAAUUCUGCUGAUACAACAGGGCAAAAAGUUUCUGCCAUUACCAACUUCCUUAGCAAUGAGGGUAAUUCUUCCGGAAAACUUAAUAAAACUGGAUCUUUUAACAGUAGUUUUGCAACUGAAUCCAAUCAGAAAGGAGCAGUGACGCCUUCUACGGUGAAACUGAGCCCAACAAGUAACAACAUGACUGCCUUAGCCCCUGGGAUUACUGUUGCCACGUCAACCAAAUUAGUGAAGCCUUCUGUGCCUGAUAGUUCUCAGCCUCCUAAAACAGGGAUAACAAUAUUUCAAACAACAACACCUCAUGCUUCAAGUCACUACGUGCCUGAGUCCUCGACAAGUGCGCCAUUUGUUUCAACAGCUACAGAGAGUCAAAUUAAUGCAACACAUCAAGUCUCAACGCCAACGGCAACUACUGCACUGAAGUUAACACAGACAGGGUCCACUGAAACAAAUAGACAGCCAACUAGUGCUGGUGUUACUCAGCCUAAUACAGGCUCACUGUAUUCAAUCAUAACAACUAGAACUUCAGGUACAGUCAUGCAUCUGAGAAAACAAGAAAUAAUUCUGACCAUCUGCUUAAGUACCAUUCUUGGAGUUGUGAUUCUAACCAUUAUUAUGUAUAAUGUCAUCAAAUGCAAACAAAGGAGAGCACAGUAUACCCAUCGCCCUCUCUAUGCCACUUCAAAUGAGGAGCCAGGGCGAAGAUACAAUAUUCCAGAUGACACAUUGGUAAUUUCAGGAGGUCUUUACGAUGAAUCACGUGUUUAUAAUCCCAACAUGAGCGUUCUUGGAGAAGAUGAUGAGUUUCACGGUGACUAUCCUGCAUUUGCUUCCAAGUACAGCCAAUUCAGACUGGAAUUUUUACCGGAAGAAAGAGAGAUCACAGAUCAAGGAUCUUCCUUUAACACAUUUCAACCACAAAUAUAGCUCAUUAUAACCUACUGUGCAAACUCUGACUCACUCUAGUUUCAUGUGCAGGUUUUCAUUGACAAUAAAAUGAAUGAAUAUUAGGUAGACUUUCAUACUUCAGCCCUAAGCCUCCAUAAACUUCCAAACUAAGCAUCUAUUCUGCACUGUGUGGGCUUCUGUGUAUUUGUACCCAAGACUCCCAAUAGAUGCCUUGCAAAACUAGAUAAGUAUGCGAAUUCUGUUUGUACCACAACCAUGAUCUAAUUUGCAAAUAGCUGAAUUUUUCUAUCAAACAGAAAAUAUCUUAUUUACCUGACGUUAAGAAAAUCUUAAAAUGCAGAGGUAUUUCUUUCUCAAGCUGUGCACUCAAUUAUUUAGAGCAAUGUUUCAAGGGAAAUAAUUUUCAAAUGAUUAAGAAUCAGGUAUAGGAAGUCUUAAUUUUUAUCAAGUAUUUAUUUCCAGCAGGAAAAUCAGACAUUAAAAUGUUUGAAAACUAGUAAUAUCUUAAAUGCACCAAGAUGUGUCCUCAAUUAGUUCUUGAAUUUGUUUUUAAAAAAGUAUGAUCACUGAACUUCUCCACCUCUUCGUGCAUAUGACAUUAAAAACUUGUUUUUGGGGAGCUUGCAGCAUUUAUCCACGCCAACCUGUUAUCUUCACCAGCUACCCAUUAGUUCUCUGGUGGUUUGGUUAAGAGGAAGAAUAGCCAAUUUAGCUUGGGCCUGAACACUAUUUGUACGAUGAAGACUGUGACUAUUCUGCCUUAAAGGUCAAAACAGCAAUUUACUUUUACUGUCCUGAAACAUCUGAAAGCCUUUUGUUAAAAAAGUAUAACAUGGAGCAGCGAAUGUCUUUAAGGAGAAGAGUGAGGUAGAGAGGCUGAGGGAUGUAGGGAGGGAAUUCCAGAGCUUGGGAUCCAGGGAACUGAAAUCAAGGGUGCACCAAUUAAAAUUGGCCAUGUCACAAAAACGCAUUAAUGGAGGAAUGUUGAUACCUCAGAAGAUUUUGGAUUGAGUGAACAAUAAACAGUCUGCCUUGAA
Hemiscyllium ocellatum (epaulette shark) is the source of this 2277-nucleotide messenger RNA. RefSeq names its product sialomucin core protein 24-like. The record is from RefSeq and is a predicted model, not a curated record. Lineage: Eukaryota; Metazoa; Chordata; Chondrichthyes; Orectolobiformes; Hemiscylliidae. Bases 263 to 1258 code for a protein of 331 amino acids. The transcript has 4 exons.